Molecule: messenger RNA, 3652 nt
Organism: Aedes albopictus (Asian tiger mosquito)
Lineage: Eukaryota; Metazoa; Arthropoda; Insecta; Diptera; Culicidae
Product: mucin-2
Exons: 4
Coding region: 95-3556 (1153 amino acids)
Source: RefSeq, a predicted model, not a curated record
GGAUGCUUGGUAGCUCUACGGGCCAUUUGAUAUAAGUCGAUUGCGGGCUCCAGUGCAUGAAGGUGUAUUGCGAAGAUUCCAAUAAGCGGUGACAAUGUGGACCCGAGUCACGUUACUCUUGUUGGGAGUGAUUUUUCACAGAGUGAAUCCACAACUUAUGUGUUAUGAGUGUUUUGAUUGUGACAUAAAUCCUGCCAUUUUGGUGCAGUGUAGUGAAGAUGUUCUGACGAGUGCACAACCUACUUUACCGGAUACAUCUGAACUGACCACUCCGGAACUUACGGCUAAUCCAUCAAUACCGACCAGUCCGGAUGCAACAUGUCCAACGUGUGGACCUGCAACAGAUGAAACGUUCACACCAACAUUACCAACUACUCCUGAUUUAACUACUGCUUCUACAUCACCGACAACACAAGAACCGACAUGUCCAACAUGUGGAACAAGUCCUGUAUUUACUCCUACUUUACCGACGGGUCCAGAUCUAACUACGAUUUCUACGAUGCCAACGAGUCAAGAACCAACAUGCCCAACUUGUGGUUCAUCGGAAACCACGCCAGUGUUCACACCAACUCUGCCUACAAGUCCAGAGCUUACAACUGAAUCUACUAUGCCAACAAGUGCUGAGCCUUCAUGUCCUACAUGUGGGCCAGCAACUGAUACUACACCAGUGUUCACUCCAACUUUGCCAACGAGUCCAGAGCUUACGACAUCAACUGAUACUACUGUAACGGUGACCAUGCCUACAACUCAAUCUCCUACGCCACCAGCUACAGAAACAACUCCUCCUCUGACGCCACCAAUUACAGAUACGACGCAGCCACCAACAUUUACUGAGCCAACCACUUUAACUCCAACAAUAACUGUAACCGAUACAACCGCUUCCCCUACAGUCACCAUGCCAACAACCCCACCUUUAACGCCACCUAUUACGGAAACUACUCAACCACCAACGUUAACUGAGCCCACAACUUUAGCUCCAACAAUAACUGUAACCGAUACAACAGCUUCUCCAACAGUCACCAUGCCUACAAAUCCACCAUUAACACCACCAAUUACGGAUACUACCCAACCACCAACUUUCACUGAACCAACAACUUUAGCCCCAACAAUGACAGCAACCGAUACAACAGCAUCGCCAACAGUCAUCGUACCAACUACUCCUCCUUUGACGCCUCCAAUUACGGACACUACUCAACCACCAACGGAUACAACGCCUACCAUACCUACCAGCGCUGCACCGACAUGUGCAACAUGUGGCCCAGAAACAGAUACCACCCCAGUAUUCACUCCGACUUUGCCUACAACACCAGAACUUACAACUGUUUCAACUAUGUCUACCAAUUCGGAGCCAACGUGCCCUACCUGUCAACCAUCGGAAACAACGCCUGUAUUCACCCCAACAUUACCCACGAGCCCCGAACUGACUACCGAAUCGACAUUACCAACCAAUCCUGAGCCAACUUGCCCUUCAUGUGGAACAUCAGAAACGACCCCAGUGUUUACUCCAACUUUACCCACAAGUCCUGAGUUGACCACCAUGUCUACCAUACCUACUAACCCGGAACCAACAUGUCCCACUUGUGCUCCAGCAGAAACAGGUCCCAUAACAAACCCAGGUGGGCCUACAACACCUCAACUUACUACAAUCUGGCCAACUGUAACCGAAGCUGCUGGAACAACCUCUUCGCAGCUAACAACGAUAUGGCCAACAGAUCCGUCAACCAUAAUCAGUACAGUUGAUCCCACUACGCCGCAGCUCACCACAAUUUGGCCUACGGAUACCAGUUCAGCUGGAACAACGACUUCUCAACUAACAACAAUUUGGCCUACGGACCCUAGUACCAAUACAAAUCCUGCAAGUCCAACUACACCACAGCUCACUACAAUUUGGCCUUCUGAUACCAGUACAGCUGGGACAACGACUUCUCAACUCACGACAGUUUGGCCUACGGAUCCUACCACCAUUACAGAUCCGGGAAGUUCAAGUACACCUCAGCUUACAACAGUUUGGCCUACAGAUACCAGUUCAGCUGGGACAACAACUUCUCAGCUUACAACAAUUUGGCCUACGGACCCUACUACCAUCACAAAUCCAGCUAGUCAAACUACGCCCCAACUCACUACAGUUUGGCCUACAGAUACCAGUACAGUUGGAACAACAACUUCUCAGCUUACAACAAUUUGGCCAACGGAGCUGACAACACCACCUGCUACGAAUACAGUUGAUACAACUACUCCACAAUUCACAACUAUCUGGCCAGCGGCACAAACAACCUCGUUUACAACAAUCUGGCCAGCCUGGCCAGAUCUUACCACUGCCGGGACGACGACGUCACAGCUUACCACCAUAUGGCCAACAUCGACGCAAUACCCAGCGAUAACUACUCCUCCACUCACCCAAGGUCCAGGGGGCAUUACUACGCCUUCAUUGACGCAGGCACCAGGGGGCAUCACGACGCCUUCAUUGACGCAGGCUCCAGGGGGCAUCACGACGCCUUCAUUGACACAGGCACCAGGGGGCAUUACGACGCCUUCAUUGACGCAGGCACCAGGGGGCAUUACGACGCCUUCAUUAACACAGGCACCAGGGGGCAUCACGACGCCUUCAUUGACGCAGGCACCAGGGGGCAUCACGACCCCUUCAUUGACACAGGCACCAGGGGGCAUUACGACGCCUUCAUUAACACAGGGUCCCGGGGGCAUUACGACGCCUUCAUUGACGCAGGCACCAGGGGGCAUCACGACGCCUUCAUUAACACAGGGUCCCGGGGGCAUCACGACGCCUUCCCUCACUCAAACUGCACCAGUAGUUACCCAACCCUCGGGAAUUUUAACGACCCCGCCACUUACUCAAACUGCUCCUGCGGUCACUCAACCGUCGGGAAUUCUUACGACGCCAUCGCUUACUCAAACUGCUCCAGCCAUCACACAACCUUCCGGAAUCCUUACGACACCUUCGCUUACUCAAACUGCACCCGCGAUCACUCAACCUUCCGGAAUCCUCACAACUCCUUCGCUUACUCAAACUGCACCCGCGGUUACGCAACCUUCCGGAAUCCUUACAACGCCAUCACUUACCCAAACAGCUCCUGCCAUCACGCAACCUUCCGGAAUCCUUACGACGCCAUCGCUUACUCAAACUGCACCCGCGAUCACCCAACCUUCCGGAAUCCUCACGACACCUUCCUUUACUCAAAAUGCUCCUGCGGUCACUCAACCCGCAGGAAUCCUUACAACGGCUCCGCUAACGCUAGCCGCGCCUGCAGGAAUCCUCACAACUGCUUCACUUACUCAAGCUGCACAAGCAAUCACAGCUGCACCAACGGAACCUUCACUUUGGGCUCCGGUAUUAACUCCAGCUGUGCCUGCCAAAAGGCAUCUUCCGCUCCCAGUGAACAUCUGCUACACCACGGAGCAGCUUGUUAACAACCGAGUGGUGAUCAACCGAGGCUGUACAAAACGAGAUCACUCGAUUGAAACGACCUGCGCCAACCUUACCAACAACCAAUCAUACACCAGGUGUGCCAUGUGUGCCUGGAGUCUCUGUAAUCAAUAGUCUGUCUCGACAAUUAGAAUUUAAGAUCACUGAUAUUAGCAUGUUAACUAGGUAUAGUUCUAUCAAUAAAUUGUAUCUACCAUUUUUGUAUCCAUA